This is a messenger RNA of Effrenium voratum, 1650 nucleotides long. The record is from the annotation of a GenBank genome assembly. NCBI's taxonomy places the organism in Eukaryota, Dinophyceae, Suessiales, Symbiodiniaceae.
AUGGCUAGUGCCAUGUUAAAUGCUUUGUCCAUAGAGCACAUCGAUGUCUUCAUUGCGCCAGUGGCCGAUUCGCCCAUAAGGAGCUUCGAGGUGCUCAGCCGGCUGGCGUCGGAGCAGCAGUACCUGGAAGCCAUGCUGUGCUCGGUGCAAGGAAUGCUGUCCAACCUCUUUGAUGCUUCCUGCAUUUGCAACGAGCAGGGAGAGGUGCGCUGCUGGCAGAGUCCGCAGAAGGACGAGGCUGCCGCCUCUUUGAUGAGCUCCUGCAACCUCGUGGAUUUGACGACUGGUCCCCACGACGCAGCGCAGCUGAUCGGCUUUCUGCAGCGGAUGAACUCCAAAGCCGCGAGCACCACGGACUUGAUGGAGACGCUCAACCUGAAGCAGGUGAAGACCAACCUCGAGGUUCAGCUGAGUGGCAUCAAAGUGCCCACACGGCGUGCAGUGGACGAAGCACGUAUGCUGGUCGGCCUGAAGCUGGUGAAGUCUGAGACACUCGGGAGAAGCGGCUCCAAGGGCCGCGGGGACUCACCCUCUAAGAGGAAGCCCGCGGUCCAUGGAGAGAGCAGACCAGCUGAAGCAAGGACUGAGGGGCCGCCGCAGAUGAACCGUCUGAUGACGGGGAACUUGGCGGACGAUGAGGCGCCCAGGCAACGGUCCAAGGGCCCAGGAGCACCCAGGGAGCCAGCGGAGGGUGUGCUCAAGCGCAAGUGCACCGACACGGGUGGCCUUGCUGAUGAUGAAGGACGCGCCCAAAGGACUCCGCAACGAGCAGGCCGGGGCCUGUCCUCGCGGCUGCAGCAGCGCGCCAAAGUCGGCGGCCUGAACGUGAAGGUCGACUGCAAACAAGUGGUGGAAGAAACCACUGAGACCUUCACCGACGCGAGCGAGCACUAUGACAUGCUGGAACAGCUGGGCCGGGGUGCAGUGGCCACAGUAAAGAAGGCGGUGCGAAAGAAGGACGGCCUGGUGGUGGCACUGAAGAUCGCAGGCUCCAGGGAAAACGGUGCCCUGGUGGAGGCAGAGUUCAAGAUGCUGCAGACCAUCAAGCAUCCCAGCAUCAUCCACGCCUUGGACUACUUCAAUACCAACGUGAGCGCCAUCCUGGUCCUGGAAUACUUUGACGGGAGCAGCCUCGAGGUGGCGGUGUGCAAAUCCUCCCGGCGCCGUUUCCCGGAGAUCACCAGCCGGGAGCUCUUCCGGUCCCUGCUCUCUGCGGUCUGCUACCUCCACUCGCGGCGGAUCAUCCAUCGAGAUAUCAAGCCAUCAAACGUGCUGGUCUCGGAUUGCCUCAGAGAUCUUCGGCUUCUUGACUUCAAUGUGGCCAAGCGCCUCACCGAGGGAGGCGCUUUGACGACCACCGGCACACGGCUCUACUUCGCCCCAGAGGUCAUCAACGGUGAACCGGCGCUCGAGGCCAAUGAUGUCUGGGGCUGCGGGCUCUGCGUGUUCUUCAUGCUCGCGGGGCGCCUUCCUUGGAAGAAUCUCCCGGACGGGGUCUUCGUGGACCACCCCGCGCUCAAGGUCACGGGCACAUGGCGCCCUGGACGCAUUUGGACGCAUCUGGACGCCGGCGGCGACGGCCGAAGACGAUCCGUGAGGGGUGCCGAGAUUUGUCAGAGCCUUGCACCGUGGCUGAAGACGUGCAAGUAG